AUGCUGCGCACGAAAUUAACCGGAUGGGUACAGGACUUGCAAUUAGUCAGCAAACAGGUGGAGCACUACGAGGUGGAAGAAGACAAGGACGGGCCAGGGCACUUGACAAUCAGGCGGCCGCUGUUGAGUGAACGCCUGCUGCGCUAUCAGCCGUGGAGCCUCUCCUCUGACGACGACUUCAGUGCGCUGUGCAAGGAGCGGCAGCCAGAGGCGUCGCAAAUGUUCAGUCUGGCUGACGAUCUGUACGCCUUCUAUCGUGUCUACUUCUACACUACAGCUGAGUACACCGAUGCAUUCUACGAAGAUGACGUCAAGAUUGUAGACGAGGAGUGGCAGCUGGAGGACAGAAGCCACGAUACGCUCUCCGUGGACACUGACUGCGUGCAGCUGUUGGUGAACGCCCUGGACCACCCCACGUGUCCGCUGGAAGACCUGCCACUGGAAGCCGUGAAGCAGCGCGAGCAGUGCCGCGAGCAGCUGUGGGACGACGUGGUGCAGAGGUCGCCCCACAUACCCGUCACCAGCUACCUGGCCUACACGCAGAGGGCGAACGUCAACCUCUGUCUGCUGGCCUGGAUGGCGGUCAACUCGUACGGCAUUUGUCAGGACGUCCCGUUUAGUAUGAUACAAUGUAUGCUUGUGUUCGCCAUCUCAGGCUUCCUGACCAGCUACUACCUGCUGAAGUAA
This is a messenger RNA of Schistocerca americana (American grasshopper), 687 nucleotides long. RefSeq lists its product as uncharacterized. The record is from RefSeq and is a predicted model, not a curated record. Lineage: Eukaryota; Metazoa; Arthropoda; Insecta; Orthoptera; Acrididae. Bases 1 to 687 code for a protein of 228 amino acids. The transcript has 4 exons.